This is a messenger RNA of Drepanopeziza brunnea f. sp. 'multigermtubi' MB_m1, 2190 nucleotides long. NCBI's taxonomy places the organism in Eukaryota, Fungi, Ascomycota, Leotiomycetes, Helotiales, Drepanopezizaceae. The record is from RefSeq and is a predicted model, not a curated record.
AUGCAUCGAUCAAGAGAUCAUCUCGGAAAGGAAUCUGCAAACGACCAAAGAAACCAGAGUUCUGGUAGGGGAUCCGAGAAGGAGGAAAGACCUGGAAGCCCCGGUCCCACUGUGUCGCAGGCAAUAUUGGUGGAGAAUUUGGGUGAUCCAGGGAGUGAGCAGCGCAAGGAAGCAACCAUGUACUGUGGCGACGAGGAGAUUCCGUGGAUAGACUUGGACCGAGUCUGCGCUCUUCUGAAGGGAGCCAGUGCUCGUCUCGAAUCAUUGUUCUACAAAGAUCCAUGCUACAUCCGGACCAUUACUUUUGGGGGCCCUCGGAACCUACAGCUUUCUUGCUUCUCGCCACAGCUUUCUCGCUUCACGCCGCAGCUCUCGGCGCCACCUCUUCUCGAGCUCCUCCUCUCCCACAAGAGCAAGAAGGCAUCGGACCCCAAAGAUAAGGUCUUUGCUUUAGUAGGAGUAUCAGAUUCGGCCCAUACGUUUGGGCUGAUCGAUUAUUCACUUUCGAUGCGAGACGUCUACAUCCACACAGCUCGACACAUCAUCUCCAUCUCCCAAAGUCUAGAUGUGAUAUGUGUAAAGCAGCUCGACGCGAAUCAAUACGAGCUGCCGCCAUGGGCACCAGAUUGGACCAGGCCGUCCUCAAUCUCUGGUAUGGUAAUCAUAAGAUUGCACCACCACGAGCCAAACUUCACAGCAUCCGGGGACUGCGUUGCAGAUGUGCAAUUCACCUCCGAUGGCCAUGUUCUGAAAGCCUCAGGGUUCAUUCUCGAGACGAAUUCAACAGUCGAUAUGGCUUACAUGAAGCGCGGGGCCCCCAGUGAAGUUGUGCCAGCCCUCGAAGCUUUCCACGACUGGUGGAACAACUUCGUGGUCACUCACUCGAAUCCCGUGUCUGCACAGGCUGUCUUCGGACGCGUGGUAUCUUGCGGAACCUGGGAUCACGAGGAUAGCCAAACAUGUGUUUCCAAGCUUGAAGCAGUAUCUGCCGUAUCUGACUACCUCUUGUCGGGCUCGGACAUGUUGAGGUUGGACCCCCGUUCGAGACCUCGCACGGGUACUUUAGGAAGCCUGGGUAACUCGACUGCAUCUUUAGGAGAACAGGAUGACGCUUUGAGUGGGGAUGAGGAGGAGAAAGCUCAGUUAUCGACGAUCUUGUCGGCUAGCUUGACGAUGGAUAGGCGCAGGCUGUUCAUGACGCGCGUGAACCAUGUGGGGCUUGCUCCUGCAAAUGCGGAGGAAGUUGAUGUCAUCUCCAUGUUCAAUGCCCCUGAGAUCACCUACUACACUGGCGUCCACGCCGGAGACAUAAGCAACGCCAUCGACUCCAAACUCUCAUCCGCGUUCCCCAAAGGGAAGAACGACCUGCUCGUGAUUUACGUCUACCAUGAGACGCCCAACGCGCUCGUCAACGCGCGGUUCUUCAUCGACCACGCCCUGCACGCCCACGCGGACUUUAUCUUCGUGCUCAACGGCGCCAACACCCUGAAGGACCUGAUCCCGUCACAUCUCCCCAACGUGCAGUACCGGGAGCGGGAAAACAGCUGUUUCGACCUGGGCACGCACGGCGUGGUGCUGAACGAGAACGACGAAUCGAACGUGCACAACUACAAGCGCUUCAUCUUGAUGAACGCGAGCGUGAGGGGUCCUUUCGUGCCGGCCUGGGUGGACGUUUGCUGGUCAGAUGUCUACAUGGGCAUGAUAACGGAUAAGGUCAAGGCAAGUUCUAUCCAGCGAUACGCACGCAUCCAGAGACCAGAAAAGAAAAUGCGAAUGGCAGGAAUGACAUACAACUGCCAGCCUGGAUUCCCUCCUCACGUCCAAUCUAUGAUCCUCGCGACAGACUCCACCGGCCUAGCCGUCAUGCGCAACAAAUGUCUAAACACCUGCGCCAACGGCCACGUCGAAGGAGUCAAAUGCGAAACCGGCCUUACCACCGCGAUGUACGAAUCCGGCUACCAAGUCGACACCCUGAUGGCCGCGUACAAAGCCUCUGCCAACUUCAGCUACCUCGACAUCUGCCCGCCCACCGACCCGACCUUCAACGCCGGCUACUUCGGCUUCAACCUCCACCCCUACGAGACGCUCUUCUUCAAGGCGAACCGCAAUGUCGACCCCACCAUCAUCGAACACUUCUCAAAGUGGCAUGCGAACUACUCGUCGUGGGAUGCAUGCAAGAAAUCGAAAUGA